GCUGAAUUGUGCGUUGAACCGUGCAUCGAUUUGUGUAAUAAUUGUGCGGUUCGGUGCGCGUUGAAUUGUGUGUUGAAUUGCGCAUCGAAUUGCGCGUUCAACUGCAUGCUCUGGUGCGCGUUGAAUUGCGCGUUGAAUUGCACGUUUAAUUGCAUGUCGAGUUGUGUGGUGGGUUGCCCGUUAAAACGCGCGAGUCGACGCAUGUCAAAUUGCGCAGUGCGGUGCACUUCACAAAAUGCCGUACAGCCUACACGGACAACGUUGGACAAGCACUGCACAGUUCAGUGCGCGUCAAAUUGCGUGGUUCGGUGUACGUUAAAUUGUGCGUUGAAUUGCAUGUUUAAUUGCAUGUCGAGUUGUGUGGUGGGUUGCGCGUUAAAAUGCGCGAGUCGGCGCAUGUCAAAUUGCGCAGUGCGGUGCAGCCAAUGUUUUGCGAUUUGC
Volvox carteri f. nagariensis is the source of this 441-nucleotide messenger RNA. RefSeq lists its product as uncharacterized. The record is from RefSeq and is a predicted model, not a curated record. The annotation marks the transcript as partial. Lineage: Eukaryota; Viridiplantae; Chlorophyta; Chlorophyceae; Chlamydomonadales; Volvocaceae. The transcript has 2 exons.